This is a messenger RNA of Drepanopeziza brunnea f. sp. 'multigermtubi' MB_m1, 333 nucleotides long. Lineage: Eukaryota; Fungi; Ascomycota; Leotiomycetes; Helotiales; Drepanopezizaceae. The record is from RefSeq and is a predicted model, not a curated record.
AUGUCGACUAUCAUCUUCAAGAAUGCAACUCCUGGAACAGAAGAUAAGCUAUCCUGGCUUCCGAUGCGGGUGCUUCAACAAUUUUUCGGAAGCCUCAGCUUUCGUGCUUGUACAGGAAAUGGCAAUAUUUUCGAGGAUGAGAGCAACCAGAGAAUCGACAGGAAAAGGAUCAUCGGCAGAUUGACAGAAGAAAUUGACAGAUUGAGCAUUGAAGAACAAUUGGAUGCAGAAGUUAGACUACCGAUGUUGGGCACUGGGGACGAUCAGAAGCCUAUCGACAUGAUUCUCCGAGCUGAGAAGAUAUAUACAGGAAGGAAACACGGUCUAUCAUGA